AAUUUAAAAAAAUAAUAUUGAAAUCGUUUUUAAAAUGAUAAAGUCUAAAAUUCAAAUAAAUAAAUAAAAUAUAAAUAACAUUUUUAAAAAACAUAAAUUUAAAAUAUCUUAUCUAUAUCAAUUCAUCAAUCCAUCAGAAAAUAUUUUCAUUUUCUAAAUCCUAUUUCUGGUUAUCUUUUUGUUUUUUUUUUUUAAAUCUUUUUUCAUUCUUCCUCAAAAUCUCCCGCCAUUCAGACUCAGCUAGGAGAGGGUUUUACUUGUUUUUGCUGAAUUGAUUCAUUGUCACUCAGUAACAAAGAAAUUCUAAGUCACCCACCGCCACAAUCGAUGCCAUCCAUUUUCUCAAAGUGCAACCAUCAGUACCCAUCUCCCUCAGGCUAUAAUUAAAGUAAUGAUUCAAGAACGUCAAAUGGAGAGGAACCCACCUCGAGUUUCACGUAAAGAUCGUACAAGGAAGAGCAGCAGGUACACCGUUGAUGAAAGUGGAGGAGAUCUGAUAGAGUGUUCAGGCAAGUACUGUAGAUCAUGCACAGCUGGGUUGAUAGCUGACUGUGUAGCACUCUGUUGCUGCCCUUGUGCUUUGUUGAAUCUUUUAACUUUCGCUUUUGUUAAAGUUCCGUGGAUGGUGGGAAGGAAGUGUUUGGGAAGAGUGAAAAAGAAGAGAAGAAAGAGGAAAAUGAAAAGAAAAUGCAAGAAAAGAAGUGAAAAAGCUGAAGCAGAAAUUGAAGGUGACGCUACUAGCAUUAGUAUUGGAGGGGAGAGAGAUGGAAAUUUGAAAAUUUGGGAACUUGUAAAUGGGUUUGGUGAAGAAGUUAGUGCAAGGUUUGAGGCUGACAGGGUUUGGUUAGAGUUGUAUGAGGAUGGACAUUUGGGCUUUGGUAGGGUUUCUUUUACUGGUAUUCAGUGAUAUAUAGGGAACUGGUUUACUGUUGUUAUAUAUAAAUAUAUACAUUUGUUGUAUUAAA
Hevea brasiliensis (rubber tree) is the source of this 965-nucleotide messenger RNA. RefSeq lists its product as uncharacterized. The transcript is spliced from 2 exons. The coding region runs from base 392 to 907 and encodes 171 amino acids. The record is from RefSeq and is a predicted model, not a curated record. NCBI's taxonomy places the organism in Eukaryota, Viridiplantae, Streptophyta, Magnoliopsida, Malpighiales, Euphorbiaceae.